Brassica rapa (field mustard) is the source of this 2293-nucleotide messenger RNA. RefSeq lists its product as uncharacterized. Lineage: Eukaryota; Viridiplantae; Streptophyta; Magnoliopsida; Brassicales; Brassicaceae. The record is from RefSeq and is a predicted model, not a curated record. Gene Ontology annotation, molecular function: nucleic acid binding; zinc ion binding.
GAAAUGCCAGUCAAACCCGUAGAAACCUGAUAUUAUGAUACUUGAAACCCAUAUAUUCGCUUUAUCUGGUUUUUAAUCUUCAACAAGAACUAGUCCAAACCAUAGCUCAUCUCAAAUCACAAACCUUGAUAGCCAUGGAACCCCAAAACUAAAGAAUAGAUCAAAUUCUUUGCCAUAAAAAUAAGUGAUGAGAUCAUCGGUUACAUCGCACACUCCAUUCGCGCCCUAGCUAUAUUUCUAAACAAAUAUUCAAGUAUCAUCUUAUAAUCAAUAAUUAUAAUUUAUAUAAUAAGAUAGUUAAAAAUGCUCUUAGUGACACAUAAUUUUUAACUUGGUAUUCUUAUACCACAUGGAUAUAGAGUUAGAAUCAAACCAUGAUAUCCUUUUAACCUUUUUAGAUCGUCAACGGUACUGGAGCGAGACCAUUGUUCUAUUUCUUCACAAAACUGAUGCACAUUUGCCAAAAAAAAAAUUCUUGCAUACAUAUAUAUAAAUACAUAUUUCUUCUAUAACAUCACGAUUUCGUCCUUUAGUACCAGUACAACAAGUUUGUAGUUAUCUAGAAAAUAGUAAUAUUAACUGUACUAUUAUGUAGUUUGAUAAAAGUGUAUUAAAGUAAUGUAAUAGCGACUACAAUAUGACGGCUAGGGCUUUGGGGGGUGAUUUUAGGGUUUUGGGUGAGGAAGUGCAGGAUGAGAAUAUGGAGGAGAUCGGGGAGCAUGGGAGACCGCCCGGAGAUCUACCGGAUGCUCCAGGCUCUUGGGUGAAGAAGGUAUUAGGGUGCAAUGAAGGAGGGAUGCCUGUACCGGAGGAAAUUGUGGACGAGACUUUUGUGGAAGCAAAUCUGAAACUAGAGUUCCCUAAUGGUGAGGAUGGAGAACCGGUGAUAACGAUUGGACAGGAGGUUUUGAGUGCUAUGAAUGGUUUAUGGAAGAGAUGUAUGAUUGUUAAGGUCUUGGGGAGGAGUAUCCCAUUAUUGAGCUUAACGAGAAGGUUGAAGGAGCUAUGGAAACCUGCGGGAUCAAUGUUUGUGAUGGAUCUCCCGAAGAAUUUUUUCAUGGUUCGUUUUGGAGUAGAGGAGGAGUAUAUGAAUGCGCUAUCAGGUGGCCCAUGGAGGGCUUUUGGGAGUUACCUUAUGGUGCAAGCAUGGACGCCCGAGUUUGAUCCGCUGAGGGACGAGAUAGUUACGACACCGGUUUGGGUUCGUUUAGCACAUAUCCCAGUUAAUUUUUAUCAUAAAACGAUACUGAUGGGGAUUGCCAAGGGGUUAGGAAAACCGAUCAAGGUUGACUGCACCACGUUAAAAGUCGAAAGAGCUAGAUUUGCGAGAAUUUGUGUGGAGGUUAACCUGAAUAAGCCAUUGAAAGGGACAGUGAUGAUUAAUGGUGAGAGGUACUGCGUAUCAUAUGAAGGAAUCUCGACGAUCUGCUCGUCAUGUGGUAUGUAUGGACAUCUAGCCCAUUCAUGCCCACGUAAGGUACUGGAGGAAACUCCUAUAAAUGCGGUUGUUCCAGUGGACAGGACACAAAAGAGUACGGAGGUUGCAGGUAUGGAUACAGAUUUUACCCUAGUGAGACAGGCGAGGAAAGGGCUAACUCAGAAUGGGCAGAGAGGAGUUACACUGCGGAGUAAUGAAAGUAGGGAGAUGGUAGGAAACAAGACGUUGAUCGGUAGUAAAAGUCGAGGGGUUCGUCAAGAGAAUAUGUCGGAGGACAUAAGGGUUUCAAAUAGGUUUGGAGGGUUGAAUGUGGAGGAGGAUAUGGAGGAACAAGUGGAGGAGAGUGGGAAUAGAGAAGAGAAUAAAGAAAAUGAGAAUACUACUAAUAUAGUUUCUGAAGGAGCGAGCAAAGAGGCUGGGAAGGAAUUCUCGUUUGGAAAGAAUGGGAACAGAGGGAACCGACAGCCUGCUCGAUUGGGUCCAAAAGAUAAGAAGAUUAGCAACAUGAGAGGCCUGAAUCCUCAUAAGACCAAACUGAGAAAUAUUGGGCCUAUGCGGGGUUUGGUGUUUGGCCCAAUAAGUGGGGAGAGUGGCUUGUCGGCGAGAGGGAAGAGACUACGAGUAGAGAAGGAAAAUGUCGGCCGACCAGGUGGUGUUUUCGCAGGAGAUGGGGAGCUAGACAGAAAUGAGAAGAAUGCUGGGCAUGUGUACGAUAAAAACAACACUCAGGUGCAAUUUUCAGAGAUGGAGAAUCUGAAAUUGAAUGAGGCAGAAGCUAGUGCGAGCCAAGGACGAGAAGUCCUGGAGAGUGUGGAGGCAUAACAUUUUGCCCCGGUGAUUCUAUCUAUUGAUUAU